Messenger RNA from Somion occarium, 2248 nucleotides. Lineage: Eukaryota; Fungi; Basidiomycota; Agaricomycetes; Polyporales; Cerrenaceae. The record is from the annotation of a GenBank genome assembly.
AUUCCUCAUUCCAAAGACUACUGUAUACGCCGAUUAUCCAUUUGCUUCGACGCAGGAAUCUCUGCAGGAUUUAGGCCUAGGUUACCGCAACAUCAUAGGGGUUUCGUACCAAGUUCAAACAUUCGUGUUUUGGUCUCACGUUGCAAAUACUUCGUGUCUCACAGGUUUCUCACAAUUGACUUGUCGCGACGACCUAUGACCUGUGUCUCCCUGAGUUCUUUCUUCACUUGGCUUGCUUGACGGCUUUCCCUGCCGAUAUUACUCAAAGAGCCUCUAGCUCGGCGCACAGCCGCGGUGCGCAUACGUCCAAACACGUUAACUCUUUGACGUGCACCGACUAACUUCGCCACAAAGAACAUGACUUUUGAAGCCAUUCAAAAUCAACGGACUUCCUAUUUACUCUUGCAAUGGAUAUAUUUGACCUAGCAAUGGUUCACCUUCCUCUGGAAUAGUCGGCUCAUGCUUUGGUGGACACCGUACAAGUUAUGGCCCAAUAUCUAGCUCAGUUUGGCCUAUUAUGACUCGGACCAUGCUACACAUAUGGUUGGCGAAUCAAAAUGUGGUAUGGCCCUGUUUGUUGAUCAAACCGCCAUAUUUUCCUUGACUCGGAUUCCGACAUAUAUAAGGAUCCAGCUAUAACCACAUAUUGCAUCUUACUCGAACGAUCAUACAGCUACCACAGCUACCACAAAUACGAUGGCUCGUCCCAGAACUCCGCCGGGACCUUAUUCUUCAAAGUCGUCACUCCAUGCCACUGCUGACGUUGAUCCGCUGGCGCCACAAUCCGAUCUCACAUACCUGUCUAAGUUUCCUCUCGACAUCAAGCUUCAGGUGCUACGAGACUUGCUACCCACCCUUGCCGGACUCUAUGUGCCCAUAGGGAGCGGCCCAACACAUGAGGCGCAGGUCAACAAAGUCCGCAAUGGAGUAUACUCACUCGCCAACAUCGGCCCCGAUGUUCACUAUUGGCAUUCGAUAUUGAAGACCAAACCUUGGCAUGCCUUACUUUUCGUAGACAAAGCUCCUCUCAGAAUCGUGACGCUGCCUAACCAGGCUCUAGAUUCCACGCAGGAGCUCACCAUAUUCUGGCUACCACUGUCAGCCGCACAUUCAAGUCCACAAACACACUACUCAGAGGCAGAGUUAUCCCUACUGAUGCAGGAACUUUCUGUAUAUCUCCAAAAGGCGUCCGCCAUUCACACACUUUCUAUCGUUCACAUGCAGCGAGAUGAUUCGUUCCUGACAUCUUUAGUGACUGGACUUCCUCUCGCCCAUCUUCUGCCUCGUUUACGCAAGUUCUCGAUUAUCGGCGGUCAUAUGGAUGUCGAUCAUUUUCUCUCGACGUCCCAUUCUAGUCGGUUGGAGCACCUCUGCUUACAGGAUGUGAGUAUUGAUUAUCCCGAUGUCACGAGGAGUCAUGGCGGUGGCAACAUGUCUCGUCUACGCCACUUGCAACUCGUCGACGUCAAGAGUCAUCAUCACCUCGUUUCCAGGAUUCACUCUUCUUCAUCCUCGCUCGUUCUUGAAAUCUACAACUUCCAUCACCAAUGGUCUCUCACAGGCACCCGGAUAGCCAUCCCUCGCCAAUGGGCCUCUCUUCAUCAUCUCACCUUGGGCAUCCUAUACACGUCACCCUUCCAAAGACCUUUAACAGAAGAACACGCUCUCAAGAAAGUGGUCUGGAAAUUACCACGGAAGCUUCGAAGUCUCACGUUAUUGAUUGAUGGCAAGACGUGUUGGGAAGACUGGUUCGCUCUGUCUCAGCUCUUGAAACCCAAGGACCAGAAUAGGAGGAGGAUCAAUGUGGAAGACAUCGCGAUGGCGUUUUUCCUUGCCAACGAGGAUAUCAUGGGUCCUAGCGGAUCAUUCAAGAAGUUGACUGUCAUAGCCACCCCACUUCGCACCAAUGUGCCAGGUCUUGAAGAGGCAGCGGAGAAUACGAAAAACAGGAUAGAGUCCUUUUGCGGAGAGCGGGAGGUGGAAUGUGACUUUAUUGAAUGUGAAGAUUUGACUGUGUAUGUUGGCCAGCAACUCACUCACUCUUUCCACCCUAUGUGGCUACCGGAGGAUGACGAAUAGUGGGCGGCAGCGUUCAUAGAUACGAGGCAAUUUGCAUCACAACAAUUCACAUCCUCCAUCGGAGGCUACAUAUGUAUCAAGUACAAUGUGAUAUAGUUCAUUGUGCUUUCUUUAGAAACUGUGUUCGUCAAGCUUCAAGACUGACUUGAAAUGCACCUGUCGACAUGAA